This is a messenger RNA of [Torrubiella] hemipterigena, 3171 nucleotides long. NCBI's taxonomy places the organism in Eukaryota, Fungi, Ascomycota, Sordariomycetes, Hypocreales, Clavicipitaceae. The record is from the annotation of a GenBank genome assembly.
AUGUCUGCAGAUUCUCCCCGAUUUUAUACCACUCGUCUUGCCGAAGCUUGCCUCACGAACGAUACCGUUCGUGCCAGAAACGCACUGGCGGUUCAAGACCCUGUUACUGUUGACGCCAGGCUCUAUAACGAAUGGACUGCUCUUCAUGCGGCUGUUCACCAUGGAAAUAUAGAGGUAGCGCAGCUUUUACUUAAACAUGGCGCAUCCAUCAACAAACUAGGUGGCCCAGAAGACAAGACACCUCUACACAUGGCAGUCGAGGCAGGGUCUAAGCCGCUAGUUAAGCUUUUACUAGACUACGAUGCCGACCCAGAUAAAUUCGCAGUAGGGAUGACACCAUUACACCUUGCGGUGGAGAAGGGAGACCAAGAAAUCACCGAAUUGCUUCUUGAUGCAGGAGCCAGCAUCGAGCUUACAACAAGCGAUGAGGAGACCCCACUGCUUAUUGCUGCUCGCCAUGGUAUCCUUUCAAUGGUUAAGCUAUUACUAAGUCGAAAUGCCGAGCCCGACUCCAAUUCAGCGCAAAGUAUUACCAGCCCCCUUCUUCAAGCCUGCCAUGGCAAUCACUAUCAAGUCGCCAAGACAUUGCUCAACUAUGGUGCUGAUAUUGACAUUAAAGAUGAAGAAGGUAACACGCCUCUUUUCAAGUCGGUUGCUGCUGGCAAUUUAAAAAUGACAGAGCUUUUACUAAAACGAGGAGCAACUACGACUAUAACGAACAUUUCUGGAGAUACUCCAGAGGGUGUUGCAGCUAAUAAUGAGCAGAUACUUAAUCUUCUCAAAAGACGGAGGCCUCUUCAAGGUCCCCGGAUUAGUGAUAAACCUGGUCACAAAGGUAGGAAAAGAGCAAAAACGAUCGUACCUCGGUACUUGAAGCGUCCUUCCCGAGACGAUGUACACAAGCGGCAAAGCUGCCGCAAGUUUCAAAUUACCAUGGUUGAUUUCUACAUCAAAGAUAGAGAGUGGUCGCUACUUGCCACGGAUAGCGUGCAAAACGUACUCUACAGGAAGGGACCAAAGGCCAUUUUGGCAGAGUCUCGGACUGCGGCAAAUAUGCAGGGAAGUCCGAAUUUUACCUGGUAUCAUAUUCCAGCAAACAAUCUUACUUGGGUAGAGCAUCUAAUCACCAGAAUCAUGUCCAAGGGUAAUGCUUCAUAUGCCGACAAGCGUGAACGUGUUAGGAUGUUGGAUGAAAGAAUGCGGUCAGAUCUGUCUCUAAAUAAUUUUGGCAGUCGGGAUAAUGGUUCUACGACAGCUACUCCAUUCAUGAAACCGGCAUGCCAUGAUAUACCAGAAAUCGGAUCACACGACACACCUCAGAAGACACUGAUGCUUGUGUUACCAUUCCUUAAUUUGGAGACUUAUGCUUCCUACACUAAGAUGGCUGCGACUUUGAAACGCGCGCAACAGACUGAUGAACCAGGCAAUCGGCAGCCAAGAGCGCCAAGAGCCGACAACCACGAUAACAAAAACACGGUAUACACUGCCCCAAGGAAGGGUUACGAUGAGGCGUUAGAAACUAGAGCUACGGUUGCUAAGAGAGCAUUGUCCACGGGCCACUUGCCGCCACAAGAGCAUACCGAUGAUGAAGAAAAUAAAAGCAUCUGCUCAGCGCCUGCAGUAUUGACGAGAAAGGAAACGAAACCUGCUUUAUCUGCCGACUCAACAGCGACAGAAUCAACGGACAACAGCAUACUUGGGAUGAGGUGGCUGCGAAAUGCCCUCCAACAACGUAAGCACAAGCCAAACACGCCCGACGAAGACCUAGUACUGGGGUAUUGCAAUAACGAGAGGUCCAACGAAGGUGGACUACAACCGAGGCAGACAUUAGACCAAUAUGUUUAUUUACAUCUCGAGAAUAUUGGAGAACGCGAUAGCGAUCAAGUCGUGUAUAGAUAUACGAAGAAGGAGCAGCACAGUGAACCCAAAUUGUUCAUGGUUGAUCAACUAUGGAUGUGGAUUUUAGAUGAUGGCACUUUAAUCACAUGUCUUCCCAGACGAUGGGAUGUCGAAGGUGCUGGUCAAAGGCAUGACGGGAAACCUUCGCGAGCAGCUGAUCCGGAUUUUGCAACUCAAGUAGGCUUCGUCAAGGGAGGUCGAGGCCAUAAACAUAACCAGAGCCGUGCGGGUAUACAAAAGGCUUCCGAUGGUGAUGAAAAUGACACCUCUCCCGCACGUGAAGACCCCAUGGAUGUUCUCCAGACAAUGCUCAAAUAUUUAACAAAGACGCGCAGACCGCCAAUUAAAUCAGUACAUUCUUUAGCAACCACCUUGGUCUCUCAAUGUGUUGAUUUAUUUGAUCAUCACCGGCUUCCUGCAGACCUCCAAUUUUUUGACUUUUUUGAGAGGUCCAUUGCUCAGAUUGUUGACAACGGAACAACGGCUCUCAAGGACUUUAAGGAAGAUCUUGAAUAUAACAGACUUAGUAAUAUUACUAAGGAAACAGAGGGCCUUAUCGAAGUGGAAGAUAUUAUUGACGAACUUGGAACUCUAAAAACAAUUCUCACCGACCAAGAGGAUACAUUGAAAACUCUGAGCAAUACUCUAGGCUCGGUGAAUACCACGGUGUUGAGACGACAUCUCGCUAGAAUUGAGGCGAUGGAACAAUCAACAAAAAGCGCAGAAAAUAAAUUCUUUCGCUUAAUUGAUCUGAAGCAGAAACAGGCCAGCCACCUGGAAGCAGCAGCUACGUCUCGUCAAGGAAAUGCGGUGGUCCUCUUCACCGUGGUGACUAUCAUUUUCCUACCUAUUUCAUUCAUGGCAGCAUUUUUCGCCAUCAAUAUUGACGGAUUUGAAGUCGCUGAGAGUGGGAAGCUACCGCUCAGAUAUGUUAUUAAGUACAUGUUGGGCAUAGGGCUUGGCCUCUCUAUCCCGUUUAUUUAUAUUGUAUUCAACUUGGACACAGUCGCAAACGCGUUACGGUAUAAGUUUUUCUCCCGCAACAUCUUUGUUAUCGGUGUGAUGCUAGGAGCUGGGGCUAUUUUACCUGCUAUUUGGACAUCCUCUCUAUCGUCCAGUAUAAAGGUUACUCUUACAGUUGUGGUCGUUGCGAUAAUCUGCACGGGCUGUUUGACCUUGGUCGCUGGGCUAGUGAAAGACGGUGUACAGCUGGUGAAGUCAUCUUGGAGUACAGGAGAUUCCAAUGAAACGGUAGCAAAUGAGAAAUUGUAG